UGCGCGCCCCGCCCCUGGGGAGGAGCCGGCGGGCUCCCGGCCAUCUAGCUCCCGCUGCUGCGGUCCGCAGGCGGCCCGGAGGUCCCGGCUCUUUUUCCUGGCCGCUCCCGUUCUCUCUGCUCUCUUCCCUCCACGGGCUCUUCCCGCCGCUUCAACCUGCCCACUCGCCUUUCCAAUCGGUCUGGGCCGGGACUACACGCUGGGUGCCGGGGCCGUGGGACCGAAAUUCUUGGUGGUAACCUCGAGAGGAGGGAGGGAGAACUGGAGAAAACUGCUCUGAUUCGAUUUGACUUCAACCAGGAGUUGACGCUGCAAAGUAAUAACCGGCAUUUACUCAGCUCUCUCGCAGGUUUCAAGAUGACUUGUCGGCGAUUCCCACACACCUGAGUCUUCUGCUGGAGUGAUGGCCUCAUGACCAGGUUGACAGACAGUACUGCCAGUGUCUGUGACACAGAACUCUGGCUGACCACACUGAAGCACGAUGCACCAGCAGGUGAAUGGCCACAGUUUAGGCUCCAAUGCCCAAGGCAGGGCAUCCCUCAAGGGCGACCUAAGGGAGUUCCUGGGUGGGGAGGUCCCACUGCACCAGCUGGAUGACCUCACCAAGGUGAAUCCCGUGACACUGGAAACAGUCCUGAGGUGCCUGCAGGCCCGGUACACAGAAGACAUAUUCUAUACCAAUGCUGGCUGUACCUUGGUAGCUCUGAACCCCUUUAAGCACAUCCCUCAACUCUAUGCACCAGAACUGAUGCAAGAGUACCAUGCUGCACCUCAGCCUCAGAAAUUAAAACCCCACAUCUUCACAGUGGGUGAGCAGACCUACAGGAAUGUCAAGAGCUUGAUUGAGCCGAUCAACCAAUCCAUUGUGGUCAGUGGAGAGAGCGGAGCUGGAAAGACAUGGACAUCCCGAUGCCUGAUGAAGUUCUAUGCUGUUGUGGCUGCCUCACCUACUUCCUGUGAGAACCACAAGAUGGCAGAGCGGAUUGAACAGCGGAUCCUGAACUCCAACCCUGUCAUGGAAGCUUUUGGGAACGCGUGCACACUGAGGAAUAACAACAGCAGUCGCUUUGGGAAGUUCAUCCAGCUCCAGCUGAACAGAGCCCAACAGAUGACGGGAGCUGCAGUCCAGACCUACCUCCUAGAGAAAACCCGUGUGGCCUGUCAGGCCGCCAGUGAGAGGAACUUCCACAUCUUCUACCAGAUUUGCAAAGGAGCCACCAAGGAAGAAAGGCUCCAGUGGUGCCUCCCUGAGGGAACUGCCUUCUCCUGGCUACCCAAUCCAGAAAGCAGUCUGGAAGAGGAUUGUUUCGAGGUGACCAGAGAGGCCAUGCUCCAUCUGGGCAUCGACACCCCCACCCAGAACAACAUCUUUAAGGUCCUAGCUGGACUACUGCACCUUGGCAAUGUCCACUUCGUUGACUCAGAGGAUGAAGCCCAGCCCUGCCAACUGAUGGAUGGUACCAAGGGCUCUGUCAGGACCUCAGCCUUGCUGCUGCAGCUCCCAGACAACAUGCUGCUGGAGAGCAUGCAGAUUCGAACCAUCAAGGCAGGCAAGCAGCAGCAGGUGUUCCAGAAGCCCUGCUCCCGAGCUGAGUGUGACACACGCAGAGACUGUCUGGCCAAACUGAUCUAUGCACGGCUAUUCGACUGGCUGGUAUCUGUGAUCAACAGCAGCAUCUGUGCAAACUCCAGCUCAUGGACCGCCUUCAUAGGUCUGCUAGAUGUGUAUGGGUUUGAGUCAUUUCCUGACAACAGUCUGGAACAGUUGUGUAUCAAUUAUGCCAAUGAGAAGCUACAGCAGCACUUCGUGGCUCACUACCUCAGGGCCCAGCAGGAGGAAUAUGAAGUUGAGGGCCUGGAGUGGUCAUUUGUCAACUACCAGGACAACCAGACCUGUUUAGAUCUCCUCGAAGGGAGCCCCAUCAGCAUCUGUUCCCUCAUAAAUGAGGAAUGCCGCCUUAACCGGCCGAGCAGUGCAGCACAACUACAGACACGCAUUGAGAGCGCGCUGGCAGGCAGGCCCUGCCUGGGCCAUAACAAGCUCAGCCGGGAGCCCAGCUUUGUGGUUGUGCAUUUUGCGGGACCUGUACGGUACCGCACAGCAGGCCUGGUGGAAAAGAACAAGGACCCUGUUCCCCCUGAACUGACUGGGCUCCUGCAGCAAUCCCAAGACCCCCUGCUCAUGAUGCUGUUUCCUGCUAACCCUGAAGAGAAGACCCAGGAGGAGCUGUCUGGCCAGAGCAGGGCUCCUGCAUUGACUGUGGUGUCCAAGUUCAAGGCCUCACUGGAACAGCUCCUGCAGGUCCUGCAUAAAACAACCCCCCACUACAUUCGCUGCAUCAAGCCCAACAGCCAGAGUCAGCCGCAGACUUUCCUCCAGGAAGAGGUCCUGAACCAGUUAGAGGCCUGUGGCCUUGUGGAGACCAUCCACAUCAGUGCUGCUGGCUUUCCCAUCCGGGUCUCUCACCAGAACUUCAUGGAAAGAUAUAAAUUGCUAACAAGACUCCGACCUCGUACAUCCUCUGGCCUCAGGGGCCUGUGUCCUGCCAAAGGGUCCUCUGAGCAGCCUCUGUGUGCCAAGGAGGCCACACUGCAGCCUCUACUACAGGACAUUCUCCAUGCUCUGCCAGCUUUAAUUCAGACAGCAACCACUCCCAGGGACCCAGCUAAGACUGCACAAAUCCCACUAUACUGUGGCAGGACAAAGAUUUUCAUGACUGACUCCAUGCUAGAGCUUCUGGAACGUGGGCGUGCCCAGAUGCUGGAGCAGUGUGCCCGCUGCAUCCAGUGUGGCUGGAGGCGACACCGGCUCCAAAAGCAGGAGAAGCAGAGGCGGGCGGCCGUGCUCAUUCAGGCAGCUUUUCGGUCCUGGUUAACUCGGAAACACAUCAGAAGGUUACACAUAGCUGCCACAGUCAUCAAGCACGCAUGGCAUAAGUGGAGAAUCAGAAUGGCCUGUCUUGCCUCUAAAGAACUGGAUGGUAUGGAGGAAAAACUCAUGCCUCAGGCUCCCGGUACCCUGCGUUCCUCGCUGUCCCCAGCACACACUAGGUUCCUGGGAGCAAUAAUCCACCUCUGGCCCCUGGGACUGGUGCUAGCCAACUCAGCUGAUGGUAUGCGUGGCUUUCAGAGGAAACUGGUAGCCCAUGCCUGCCUUCGGCUUCCCACAAGCAGCCCCAGCAACAAAGUCCAGACACCACAACAAGAUCAGGCUGGUAUCACGUCCAUCAGAGCACUGCCCCAGGGCUCAAUAAAGUUCCACUGCAGGAAGUCUCCACUUCAGUAUGCUGACAUCUGCCCUGACCCUUCAGCCUCUAAUGUUACUGGCUUUAAUCAGAUUCUGCUGCUAGAAAGGCACAGGCCAGUCCAAGUGUGACUCUUCUACCCCCGCCUGUCUGAGUGAUCUUUACUGCUUUGUUUCCACAAGGCCUUUUCCUGCCAGCUGCCUUGCCAAAGACAUCUGAUCCCACACACACGUGCCAAGCUAUUCCCACAGCAACUCCAACUGACUCCAACUGCGCGUGCAAGCAGAUUCCAGCCUAAGCCAGGGCUUCAUGGCCAAAGUGCCACCCUCCAGGGCUAUGGCCUCAGCACUGGCAGGAUCUGGGGGUGCUGGGUACCAAGCCAGGAUUAGGGCCACAACAUCCCAGCUUACUGUCUUCAGGCUCAGCCUCACCAGAUGUAACUGUCCAUCCAGAAUGUUGUCACUACAGUGAGAUGGACACUGGGCCAUCCACAAGCACUUUAAAGGGCCAAGUCACCCUAAAAUUGGCUCUAGAAUUUUGGCUGGGGGAAAACUUGCAUAUAAUACAUUAAGGGAACAAUAAUAUUUAAUAAACUGAUUUAUUUAAUGUUACCAAGGACAAUGAACAAUACAGGGUCAAGAGAACCACACCUUAAAUUUCUUAACACUAUCAGUUUUAGAUUCAAAUGGAUACACUUGGUAUUUAUGAUGUAACUCUGAACUGUACAAGAAAUAAAAUUUAGAACCACCAUCUAAAUAUAAA
Messenger RNA from Rattus rattus (black rat), 4007 nucleotides. It is a transcript of the gene Myo19, whose product is annotated as myosin XIX. Lineage: Eukaryota; Metazoa; Chordata; Mammalia; Rodentia; Muridae. Gene Ontology annotation, biological process: actin filament organization; vesicle transport along actin filament. Gene Ontology annotation, cellular component: actin cytoskeleton; myosin complex; vesicle. The coding region runs from base 482 to 3376 and encodes 964 amino acids. The record is from RefSeq and is a predicted model, not a curated record. The transcript is spliced from 26 exons. Gene Ontology annotation, molecular function: ATP binding; microfilament motor activity; actin filament binding.